UCAUCCCUGACCACUGGUCCUGCUAGCGAGGGAUGUUGGGAGUUGUAGUCCAACGACAGCUGGAGAUCCGAGUUUGGGAAACAGUGGUGCAGAGGGACAACGAAGGGACUGGUGGGAAGUUCUGUCCACCUGUCAAAAUGUCCAUCCCUGCAAUACGGAUUUGAAGUGGGGCCAGCAGGGGCCAACUGCUUCCACACAGCAGUUUUAUUUAUUGCAUUUGUUUGUUUUACUUAUUAAAUUUAUAUCUCUGACUUCCACCCAAAGGAGCCGAGGGCAGCAAGGUUUUGGGGGGCUCGGCGCUGUUCUUGCAUGCACGUUCUGUGCUGCAUCCACACAGUGUGAAGUCCUCAUAGACGUGCAAUCAGAUUCUGCCCCCCCCUCCAUUUAAUGCAGUUGUUGCCAUUUCCAUAUAUCAGAUCCUCAGCAGAAAUGGUAAAUUGUUCUUGAGCAAGUGCCCCGCUCCUAAUCCAACAUGCUAACCCAUCUACCACACUGGUUUUCUGGGUGUCUGGUGCAUGGAGUUUGCAAAAGCUGGUUCACAGUCUGUUCUGAUCAUUCCCAAACUUCUUGCUGGAUCUGCCGCAAGCAAAACAGACACAUGCUGGGACUUGGAGAACCCACCCAUAUUGGGAGUUUCCCUGUUGCUUCUCUUUGUGAUUCACUGCUCUGACAUUGCCUCUUUCCAAUUCUGCUCGUGUGGGGCCACAGCUGAUUCUGUCACAUGCCUCUGCACUGAGCAUGAGAUCCAUGCACUAAUUCUGAGUUCAGAGUUGGAAAUUGAUCGCAUGCCCUCGGAGAAGGUUCCCUGCUGCAUCUCUGUAUGAGUCACCUAACUGGGUGUGAAUCACUGAUUAGGCUGAGUCAAGCCUGAUGUAUUGAUUCAUGCAGACGCAAGAGGGAUGAGCUUCUCCAGGAUAAAUUCUCAUAUGUUGCACGUCCUUUAAAGACAUCUGACAGAAUCAAUAUGGUGUCGAGGUAGGAAUAGGUGAAUCCAGGUUCAAAUCUUCACACGGCUGUAAAAUCCACCUACCUCACAUAAUUGUUGCAUUGAAUAAAAUGGGAAUACUUGGUCACAAGUCCCAUUCAUUUACCUCUGUCUCCAGUGUUUAGUAAUCGGAGGUACUCUUGCCUUGAAGCUGGGUCAGGCCAGAGACCCAUCUAGUCCAGCAUCCUGUUUGCACAGUGGCCAACCAGAUGCCUCAAUGGGAAACAGGCAGGAUCUGAGCAACUCUGCCAUCAAGCUUUUAGCCCAAAUCUCCCAAGUUACUUAAUGCGGGCUAGACUUGAGUGCGUAGGAGUCCUUGCUAUUGCUUCUGGGUAAGGUAAAACCUGCCAUGCCAGGGGCUAUAGUGGCAUCUUCUUCCAGGAAUUGGCAUGUGACUGAGGCACAUGAACAGGCAGAAGCAAACGGGUGCAGAUUAAUUAACCUGGAGCCGCAGCAUGCAGCACAUUUUGCUUCCAUUGAAUUGGGGUGACUCAAUCCUCCUGGUUGAAUUUGAAUUAUUCCCAGCUCAGCCUAGCCUCAAAAACAGGUUGAGCUAGUUCCAUGAGUACUGUAGAUGGGAAUUAGUGUUCCUCGCUUCAGGGCUCUGAGCAUCUCACCUGAUCGCAGGGAGCCUGUCCCAUUAGACACCUCACUGGAUGUUUUUAAAACACAGCCUAAUUCUUCCAGAUGUCUAAAGAGGACUAGUUGCUGUGACUUGGCACGAGCUUUGUUUAAAGUUUCCUGGAUUUGCACAGGGCAAGCCGAGUGUGGUAGCAGGCAAGAGGUACAAGUGAGGAGACCUGGGUUCCAAUGAAGCUGCCAGGUGACCUUUGGCCAAUCGUAAUCUCCCAGCCUUCCAUGCUUUGCAGGGUUGCUGUGGGGAUAAAAAGGUGGGGAAGGGGGAAACAGAACUAUAUCGCUCAGCCUCAGCUCCAUGGAGAAAAGACAGCAUAAAAACAGCCAGGUAGAUCUUCUGAGUGCAAAAGAAAAACAAAGAAUUUAAUUAUUGGGAAGGAUGGGAACUACAACUCUCAUCAGCCCCAGCAAGCUUAGCAGGUGGGAGUUGUAGUUUAGCAACAUAUGCAGCCCAAGUUUGAGUUAUCAAAUUGUUGCAAGAAUUUGAUUGUCGUUAAUUCCCACGUUCCUUUCUGGCCUUCUAGGAAGUGAGAUUUAAACGACUCUAGGAGGAAGCCCUCCCAAACCAAACCUUUGGCCCAUCUAGCUCACUGAUCCCUACACUGACUGGCAGCAGCUUUCCAGGGUUUCAGGCAGGGGAUAUUCCCAGCCUCUACCUGGGAUUGAACUUCUGCAUGCAAAGCAGAUGCUACCCAGCCAUGGUCUUUCCCCAGGAAAGGACCAUAGUCUCAUCUGGCUUCCUUUUUGGAAGUGCCUAACACUAUAGCUUUAUUACACCAGGCUUCUAGGAACUGGACUGUUGUCAGAUGACACCCUUUUAACGUUUUGUUGGAAACGGGAAAGAGUGUGUGUGUAUAUGUGACAGAAGCUGGCUACGUUAAGACACAGUCAUAAUCUUGCCUACGCAAACUCCCAGCCUAUUAAAUAAGGUUUAAUUUGGCCGUAAACUAGUGGACAGGGACGGGCUUGCCAGAACUGGGGCUAAGAGCACAAGCAAAACUCUUCCUGUCCCUUAGGAUGAGAUGAGAACCUUCCCCAAAGUGCUGCCCAGGCAAGCAGCGUUGAACUACAACUCCCAGAAGUUCCAGGCAGCACAGAGAUGGGCAAGUCCAGGGCCAGCUGUUAUUUCAAAGACAGAAAAUGCCAGGCCCCCAAACCCUAUUGGCUUCUUCUAGCCGGUGAUCCCUGCUGAACUGGCCACUGCAGUACCAGCCUCCACCCACUAGUGGCGCUGUAAGCACCACAGGGAUCUGUUGUGGCUUGCAAACUAUGGGUUCAAGACCCACCGUGUGCCUUCCUGCCCACCUAAAUAGUUGAGACCUGUGUUUAGCUCUCUGGUGCUAGUACUUACCUCCAGCUCUGAAUGGACUUGUCUGUCUGUCUUAGGCUCUUGCGCAAGCUGCCCGUCGCCACUUCCUCCUCCUCCUCCACCACCGAGCAGGCUAGAUAGCCAACCUUAGAGAGAUCCCUUGUGGAUUUCAUGGAGACGGCAACACUUCUCUCUUCUCAGCUUAGGAGAAGCACCGGCUGGGGUAUGUUUUUACACUUUUCUAUCGGUGGCUGUGCCCCUGGUGGCUGGUGGCUGGUGGAACUGGAAGGGCAGAAGGUGAGGAGGCCAGCAGUGGAUGGAGCCAGAGCCAUGGUCAGGCACAGUCACCCCCUGUCCGGCUAGAAGAAGGCAGGCAGGCAGGCAGGCAGGUGGGGGACUGGCUGAGGUUGGUUGUAGCAGUGCCCUCCUAUUCGGCCAGCCUCCCCUGCUUUGUCUCUUCCCUGCUUAAGGGUGGAGAAACUGCAAGUGACGGGAGGUGGUGGCAUUAACAGUAGUCUGAGGUGUCUAAGUAAAAUAUAUAAAUGCAAGAGCCUUGCUGGAUCAGCCAAAAGCUUCAUCUUGCCCCAGUAUUCCGAUUCCAGUAGGGGUCAGCUGGUUGCUUCUGCCCACAGGCAGUGUGUGUGUGUGUGUGUGUGUGUGUGUGUGUGUGUACAUACAUCCCCAGCAAUUGGAAUUCAGAGGUAUAUAGAUGCAGCCCCCUCAGUCUAUAGCUGUUGAUAGAUGCUCUCUUCUGCCAAUUAGUCUAAUUCCUUUCAGGAAAAACAGAAUUCCUUAAAGCUAGUAAUAUUUGUCCUAAAACUGGAUUAGAGUGUCAUUUCCAUUACGGAUAUAUAUAUAUAUAUAUAUAUAUAUAUAUAUAUAUAUAUAGUGUGUAUAGAUGAGGGGUGGGGAAUGUCAGUCCUGGGGGCCACAUGUGGCCCUCCAGGCCUCUCUGUGUGGCCCUUGCAACUUUCUCCCAGGCUACCCAUCACCCUACCCUGCUUCAAACCUUCCUUGAGUGCUUUUGUGUGGCUGGUUUGCACCCUUGCGCUUUGACAUUGCUUCUUGCUUGCCUGAGGACAGAGAGGAGUGUGUUUGUGUAGAAACUAGCCUAACGUACAUAGCUAAAAUUUGCAUGUGCUUCACCCCCGCCCCACAAGAGGGAAUGCAAGCUCACGUAGCUACCCAUCCCAUUUUGGUUCUUCCUUGUCUUGGCUUCCCUUAAUACAGAUUCUCUCUCUCUCUCUGCAGAUUCCGUCAUGUCCUGCUUCUCCCACGUGUGGCACACAGAAGUGCCCAACUCUCCUCCCACCAGCCCCACCAGCCCCGUCCCGGCUGCCCCGCACGAGAUCCCUGUCCCCCUCAGCCCCAUCGUGAUCACGUCUCCCGCCUCGGAAGGCCGCCCCCGCGUGUGCUCGCCGGUGUGCUCUCCCACCUCCGGGAAGGUUCGGCUGGGCUCCCCCACCUCGCCGCAGCCGGGUUCCCCCAUCGAGUGCUCCAUCUGCUUCAACACCUAUGACAACCUCUUCAAGACGCCCAAGGUCCUCCAGUGCCAACACACCUUCUGCCUGGAGUGCCUGGCCCGCCUGACCGCCACCCUCCCCCCUCACCGAGUCGAGGACCAGCUCCCCUGCCCCUUCUGCCGCCAGAUCACCGAGAUCCCUCUGGAAGGGCCUCCGGGCCUCCAGACGAGCAAGGAACUCUUGGCCACCCUGCCUCCCGAGCUACAGAAGGAGAAAAUGAUCUGGAUGGAGGGCACUCGCCUCUGCUGCAGGCAGUCGUCCGACCCAGAGAGUGCCGAGCCCUGCAUCAGCAUCGACGUCGCCCCCAGCAAACCCGAAAUCCCUGUGGUGCCCCCAGAGAGCUUCAUGAGCAGGCUUGCCCGCUGCGACAUGUGCGAUGACUGGAAGCGCAUCAUGCUGCUCUCAGCCUUGAUCAUCAUUCUCUUCUGCAUCAUCCUGUGGCCGGUUCAGUGCGCCCUGAAGACGGGCAACCUCCGCUGCUUCACCAGGACUUACACGCUGAGCAGGCCACACUAUGUGCCACCGCCUCCAACCACCACCCCAGCGCCAACGAUGAGUGACAUUCUUGACCUCCUAGGGUGAGCCCCAGAGAGGGAGGGACUGUGUUUCAGUGGGCAGAGCACAUAUUUUGCACGCAGGAGGUAUUUUGUACCUCCAAGUUGAACAAAACCCUCUUGGCCUAAGACUGUCACAGCGGACAACUCUAGACUCUAGGUGGUCCAACGGUCUGGCUUUCUGAGUUCGGACAUCGGUGCUUUCUGCUCUCUCAACAUGCUCAUGCUGCUCUUUUGAGGAACCUCUGGAAACUUUUAAAUAAAGACAUUGCCGUUCCAUACACCCUGUGGGUUCUUCUGUGUUAACCCAGUUUGUGACUCCCAUGGCAAUGCAGAGAGCAAUGCAAGGUCAAGACCAGAAACUGUAGACACCUGCUGCUCCGAAGGAUGCCCACCAAAGAGUUACCUGGAAUGAUGCCUCCCCCCACGCCUAUCAUAUCAGCAGGAAUAAGAGGCCAACUGUUAAAAAUUGCACAGUGUUGUCCCCUGGGCCCAUUAUAUGUGAAAGGACAAUGAAAAGGGGACUUUUCCCCCAGAGACUGACUCCCUUCACCAACAGCUUGAAUGAAGCUUAUGCGCAAUUAUAUCUUGGAGUGGGAAGAGAACG
Podarcis lilfordi (Lilford's wall lizard) is the source of this 5614-nucleotide messenger RNA. The record is from the annotation of a GenBank genome assembly. NCBI's taxonomy places the organism in Eukaryota, Metazoa, Chordata, Lepidosauria, Squamata, Lacertidae.